Thlaspi arvense is the source of this 294-nucleotide messenger RNA. The record is from the annotation of a GenBank genome assembly. Lineage: Eukaryota; Viridiplantae; Streptophyta; Magnoliopsida; Brassicales; Brassicaceae.
AUGGCUUUGGUGAGAAGUCUAUUGGGUGCAAAGAAGAUUCUUGGCCGCUCCGUAACAGCAGCUUCUAAGAGCAAAAGAGCAGCCUCGGCGGCGCCAAAAGGGUUUCUUGCGGUGUACGUAGGAGAGGGUCAGAAGAAGAGAUAUUUAGUGCCAAUCUCAUACUUGAACCAACCUUCGUUUCAAGCUCUUCUCAGUAAAUCCGAGGAAGAAUUUGGGUUCGAUCAUCCUAUGGGUGGCUUAACGAUCCCUUGUCCUGAAGAUACUUUCAUCAGUGUGACUUCUCGGCUUCAAUGA